GUGAGGCUUGUGCCCUUGUCCUUCAUCUGCAUGGACCAGAGAUGCUGUCACGAAACACGUGUAGCAUCCAGCUGAAAUGAAUUUUUAACAAUUUAGGAGUGAAGACAUCCGGAGGAAGUGGCAAGCGGAGGCGCAUGGUAACAAACAAACCGAGGCAUCACUGGGAGAUUGGAGGAACUGCUGACUAAUCAACGAAUGAGUCAUUCAUUGCAAGCGGCCUGAGGUGAUUUCAACAUGUCGGUGUCUGUGAUCAUCAAGUGGGGCGGGCAGGAGUACUCCAUCAGCACCCUGUCAGAGGAGGACACGGUGCUGGACCUCAAGCACUCCAUCAUGGCCCUGACCGGUGUCCUGCCCGAGCGGCAGAAGCUGUUGGGCUUAAAGAUGAAAGGGAAGCCGGCGGAGGACGCGGUGAAGCUGGGAGUGCUGAAGCUGAAGCCCAACACCAAGAUCAUGAUGAUGGGCAGCCGAGAGGAGAACCUGGAAGACAUCAUGGCUCCCCCACCUGAGAAUGACGACGUUGUCAAUGACUUUGACAUUGAAGAGGAAGUAAUCGAAGUAGAGAACAGAGAAGAAAACUUGGCUAAGAUCGCUAGACGUGUGAAGGAUUACAAAGUGGAGGAGCUGAACCCCCCAAGGCCAGGCAAAAACCUACUGGUCCUCGAUGUGGACUACACACUAUUUGAUCACAAGUCAUGUGCAGAGACGGGGCAGGAGCUCAUGAGACCCUUCCUGCACGAGUUCCUCACCUCAGCCUAUGAAGAUUAUGACAUCGUCAUCUGGUCGGCCACAAGCAUGAAGUGGAUUGACGCUAAGAUGAAGGAGCUGGGAGUGAUCGACAACCCGAACUACAAGCUCACCUUCAUGCUCGACAGUGCAGCCAUGAUCACGGUUCACACUCCAAAGAGAGGUGUUGUUGAGGUAAAACCUCUCGGUGUGAUAUGGGGGAAGUACGCUGAAUUUUACACCAAGAAAAACACCAUCAUGUUCGACGACAUUGGCAGAAACUUCCUCAUGAACCCACAAAAUGGACUGAAGAUCCGUCCCUUCAUGAAGGCCCAUUUAAACCGGGAGAAGGACAAGGAGCUGUAUAAGCUGUCACACUACUUGAAGGAGAUUGCCAAGUUAGAGGACUUCUCAGGCCUCAAUCACAAACACUGGGAGAGAUACCUGUCGAAGAAGCAGUGAAGCCUCCUGAAUGGCACUCUCAGCUCUCAACUGCAGAACAAGCUCCCCCUGCAAACCACCGAAGCCCUCACCAAAUAGCUCGCGGUUCUAGCGCCCAGUCUCUUCCCCCCCCC
Molecule: messenger RNA, 1298 nt
Organism: Engraulis encrasicolus (European anchovy)
Lineage: Eukaryota; Metazoa; Chordata; Actinopteri; Clupeiformes; Engraulidae
Gene: ublcp1
Product: ubiquitin-like domain containing CTD phosphatase 1
Exons: 12
Coding region: 235-1185 (316 amino acids)
Biological process (GO): protein dephosphorylation
Cellular component (GO): nucleus
Molecular function (GO): protein binding; protein serine/threonine phosphatase activity
Source: RefSeq, a predicted model, not a curated record